Molecule: messenger RNA, 1128 nt
Organism: Adineta steineri
Lineage: Eukaryota; Metazoa; Rotifera; Eurotatoria; Adinetida; Adinetidae
Source: the annotation of a GenBank genome assembly
AUGAAUACAUCAUCAGAUGACAUUAGUAAUAUUCUUCUCGUUGUACCAUAUCAAUUAAAUAUUUGGUUUGGUUCAUUUCUUUGGAUAACAGGAAAUAUCGGUUGUAUUGGUAAUAUGAUUGUACUUCGUUCGGAAAAAUUUCGUAAACAAGCCUAUUCAAUUUAUUUAUUUUCAUCAGCAAUAAGUGAUUUUCAUUAUUUUAAUUUUGUAUUAUUAACACGAAUACUUCAAAAAGGUUUUCAAAUAUCUUUAAUAAAUCAUUAUAUUAUUAUUUGUAAACUUCGACAAUUCAGUACAUUAUGGGGUAAUGUUGUUUCAUUUAGUUUAUUUUCAUUUGCAAUUAUUGAUCGAUUUCUAUCAACACAUCGAUCAUAUACCUAUCGACAAUGGAGUAAUCGAAUUUAUAUAGCAUAUAAAAUGGUUAUUAUAAUUCCAUUAUUUUGGUUUUUACUUAUUGGUCAUCGAAUUAUUUUUUAUAGUAUACAAAAUGGAAUAUGUGGACCUCUAGAAGGUUUCUAUGAAUACUAUGAUAAUUAUUUUCAAGUUAUAUUUUCUUCUAUAUGUCCUGCACUUAUAAUGUCUAUAUUAGCUUAUUUUUUAAUAAAAAAUGUACAUACUAUUACACGACGAAAAACUCUACCUAUUAAUAAUAUAUCUUCAUGUAUUAAUCGAAAUAAUCCAAUAAUUAAUCAAAUAGAUAAACAAUUAACAAUAAUGUUAAUAUCAGAAUCUCUAAUUACUAUUCUAACAUAUAUUCCAUAUGCAAUUGAAUUAACUUAUUUAAAUAUUAGUCAAACAUGGUAUAAAACACCAUUACAAUUAGCAUGGGAAAAAAUAUUUGCUGAAUUAAUUGAUUUAAUUUCAUAUAUAUUCUUUGCAACAAGUUUUUAUGUAUCAAUUAUUUCAAAUAAUGGAUUUCGUCGAACAAUUAAAGAAAUAUUAUUAAUGAACUUUUUGUAUUUUUUAAUACAUUCUAUGAAGAAAAAAAUUGUUUAUAUUUAUGGUGAUAUGGAAACAAUAAUGCCAUUAGGUUUCGAAGUUAUGAAAUAUAAAAAUAAAAAUGAACAAGUUGAUUAUAUUGUUCAUGUUGGUGAUAUAGCUUAUUCUAUAAAUGACAGCAACUGUUAA